CGGCAAAAUCCAACCAUGCAGGGCAAACGGAGACAUCGCAUCCUCUCUUGUUCAUAGAUGAUCUUAUCUACAGAGUAGGGAGCAGCUUCAGCUAUACGUUCUGGUCAGUCGCUUCCUGCAUGCAGUACCUCUUUCGAUACCUACAGUACGUGAUCGUCCUAAUACGGCAAAUGCAGGCAUUGCCAUUAUCGAAUUCGUUAUCUCUCCGAGUACUCAGUCUAGUCUUCUAUGGCCUGGCUUUGCUCGGUCGCCAGGCAUGUCUCCGAGUUGCAUCAGUUGUCUUUCCUCGCCCCUCUCCUGACCACACUCCGGUCCUGUGUGAGCACCGGGGACCUCCAUCUCGAUCGCUCCUGUAUGGAUGCCGUCCCCAAAUAUGAUAGGAAUGAGGUGCAGCCACAUAAUAUUGUUUCCGUGUAACAGAUCACUCGUAGGGAUCAUUCUAUGGCGUACAGACCAUGCUUUGAUUUUCCCCGGUCUUACUGUAGUACAGCUUUGGACGCUCAGGGCUCUGGUCAGGGCUGUGCCUUUGGGGCGCACCCGUUAAUAUAUCCUUGACCGUCACCAAGGGGCUGCUGCUUGGGGGGGUGUCGAUCUUAUAGCACGCCCGAUUUCUUCCACCUACUUGUAUCUCGCUCAAGGUCCGCCAGACGGGGUCGUGAAUUUGACAACAUCGUAAUCACCAUGAUGGAUCACGAAAAGCCCCAGGCGGUUUACCCGCAAGUCUUCGAGCACGAAUUUGAGGGCGCCCCGAGUCAAUCAACAGCAAGCCCUGAACCGAUAAUGCGAGCCCCCUCUAUCGAUGAACCUGCUUAUGUGGAGGACCGCAAGGAGAUACGUGGGGAAGCUUUGUGGUAAGAGCACUGUAGAAUAUUUGUACUGCAAAUCCGGCUUACAUAGGUAUGCAGGAGAGUUCUCAAGGAAAGGCAUAUCAACAUGAUAGCCUUCUCCGGAACCAUUGGUAAUGGGCUGUUUUUGGGUUCUGGGCGAUCAUUAGCAUCGGCGGGUCCUGGGGGAGCAGUUCUCGCUUACGUCCUUGUGGGUGCCGUCAUUUCAUCGGUCAUAAGUUGUAUAGGUGAAAUGACUGCUUUAAUGCCUGUUAAUGCCCCAGUCAUGGAGUUUCCAAGACGUUAUCUCGACCGAGGGGUUGGUUUUGCCGUUGGGUGGGUAUAUUGGUUUGCCUACGCCAUCCUCGCAGCCGAUGAACUUGUGGCCGUAGCAAAUACGGUCGCUUUCAAAUACGACGAUGGAAGAACGUAUUUGAAUUGGAAAACUGGAGGCGAAGUGGACCCAGCCGUCUGGAUUGCCUUGUUUCUGGUUAUAGUUGUCUGUCUGAAUAUGCUUCCGGUGAAGGUAAUUCCCUCAAUUCUUUGAGCCAAUUUGAAAUUCAUUAAUUCCGAUAGUACUUUGGCGAAUUUGAGUAUCUUUUCGGCUCCUUCAAGUUGGCUUUUAUCGUUAUGCUUAUUGUGCUGAUGCUAUGUCUGGACACUAUCCAACGUUUGUCUCACCUGAUCUCAUGAAGAUUUCUACAUUUUUACUGACGUGUUCCAGCACGCAAGGAUGCAUACUAUGACCAAGUUUUAGGACCCAAGUGUAAGUGUUUGAUAAUAGUUAUGGGUUUUCACUCGAAGAAAUCCUAAUGGCUAACAUCCUCAGAUUGGAAAAUGCCUUAUUCCUUCUUCAAGCAUCAUUAUCCCGUCAAAGGCAAAGAUGGAAACACCCAGCGUGUUAUUGAGGGCCAAGUCGGCACCUUUCUGGCUGUAUGGUUAGUUUAAAAAAGAUUACAGCUUCUUCUCCUCGCCGUCUAACAUUUAAAGGACCGCGUUUGUGAGAAUAAUGUUUGCAUAUGUGGGAAUGGAUAUCGUCGUAGCAACAGCCUCAGAAUCUACCUCGCUCCCGGAUGCCGAGUCGAUGAAAAUGGCUGCCCGAAAAAUCAACAUCCGCAUCGUCACUCUGUACUGCAUCGCCGUUCUCUCGGCUUCUUUUAUGGUUCCGAUGAACCAUCCUUUCAUCAAUGGGGGUGGACAAUCUGUUGGAGCUCACUCAAUCUUCGUGAUCGCUGUUGUCGAAGCGGGAAUACCUAUGGCAGCUCAUUUUUUCAAUGCGGUCUUCGUAUUUUCUUCUUUCACCUGUGCGAUCAAUUCCAUGUAUGUGGCAAGUCGAGUUCUACAUACGUUAGCUUUGAGAGAGCAGACUGGUCCGGAUUUCAUCACACAGCGCCUGCAACAAACAAGGUCUGGAGUUCCCGUAAGAGCUGUGCUUUUUACUGGAGUUAUGAUGUUGAUAGCGUUCAUGGGGAGAACUGGAGCACCAGGUGAUGUAAGUCAUCCCGAUUUCCCUCCAAAAGAAAUGGCUUGCCAAUACCUUAACAGAGAUUGAGCGAACUGGCUUCAAAUUGUACUGUUUCUUGCCUGAUUGUUUAUGCUGUAAUAUGCGCAACUUAUAUGUCAUUUUACAAAACGUAAGUCCUCAAAUCUCCAAUCGCCGCUCACUUCACUGAACAUAAACGCAGACUGGAAGACGCAAAACUAUACGGGAAUGCCUCAGAGGCUCAAACAGCUUGUUAUGACAGAGACAAUCCACGAUACCCGUAUAAGUCACAUGGUCAAUGGCUGAAAGCAUUCUGCGGUCUUGUCUCCUGUGUUCUACUAGUAACUUUCAAUGAUGUGGGAGUAUUUUUGGUGAGGCCAUUUGAUACAAGACGCUUUAUUUCUUCUUAUAUCAGUGUAAGAUCCUCCUCAUCCUGAAGCUCACGGAGUAUUGGCUGAUCAGAAUAGGUGCCCAUUUUCAUCGUCCUCCUCCUUGGAUACAAAAUACGCAAACACGGACUACGGUUCUCACAAUGGGGUCCAGAACGUUCUGACGAUUUACGAAACUGCAUCCAAACAUCAAGCGAGGUCCGAAAAGGAAGAUUGGAAUUUCCAGACGAAGGGCCUACCAGAAGAAAUGGAGGCGUAUUUUUGAAGUGGCUUUGGGUAUGGACCAAAUAAGGACAGAGAUUUAAAAUGUUACAUAUGUAUGAUGCAAGACUUAUGAUAGACGGCUCUAGCGAGGAAGGAUUCUUUUUGGAUAUGCUUUUAAAUAUGCAAGCUAACAUAUUGGGUUUUAAUGAGUAUCUAUGAAGGUGGGCUGGCAGCUGAAUUCAAGAUUGUAUUGGUCUUC
Molecule: messenger RNA, 3159 nt
Organism: Hymenoscyphus albidus
Lineage: Eukaryota; Fungi; Ascomycota; Leotiomycetes; Helotiales; Helotiaceae
Source: the annotation of a GenBank genome assembly